This is a messenger RNA of Blastomyces dermatitidis ER-3, 4538 nucleotides long. RefSeq names its product RNA binding protein. The record is from RefSeq and is a predicted model, not a curated record. Lineage: Eukaryota; Fungi; Ascomycota; Eurotiomycetes; Onygenales; Ajellomycetaceae. Gene Ontology annotation, molecular function: mRNA binding. Bases 2916 to 4538 code for a protein of 540 amino acids. The transcript has 3 exons.
UUGGUAAGAAAAUAAAAUUCUCUGAAUUGGCGCGCCUAAUUUGGUGGUCAAAUAAUGACAGGGAACCCUCCAUUUUGUUGAUUUCCCGAGUCCUGUUCUCAUCUCCUCCUUUCUUGUUCUUUUAUUUCCACGAUUCUGGUUUGGCAGGUCCAUUUUUCUAAUUUUUCCAUUUUUUUCUUUUCUCCCAAGAAUUCCAUUUUGCGCGUCUGCCGCUCCGACGCUAGCUGAUUGGCUGAUCCUCAGGUUUAUAAGUGAGGGAAAAGAACAGGCUAAGGUGCGUUUCAAUUUUUGUCACAUCAUUCUAGCCCGUUUUCCUAAGCCUUUUUCCCAGCCAUAGGCGUAUGGCUUUCCUUCCCUAUAAAGCUUUGACUCUAUUUGGGUAGGGCCGGUUGCGAAUGACUCCUCUCAGGCACGGACUGUUUGGUGCCCAUCAAACAUCUGCCAGACAGGAAUCGUAAAUGGAAGACCCCCUUCUUCGUCAAAUCAACUCAUCUCAUAUUAGUCAGGCUUCCACGGUUGUUUGGACUGCUCUUAGGGGUUAUAGAGUGUAUCCAUUCAAUUAUUGAUAACAAAAAUUCACAAACGCAUACAUAUAACAGUUAGCGUCAGGAUUAUUCCAAGUUUCAGGAGUCGGAACUUCGUCCAUGGAUGUACGCACCGGCCAGAACAAUCCACUUCCCCUCAUUAGCUAAGAAGGCUGAACCUUGAUUGGAAGGGGACAGGUGCAUACUCAUUCCAACCGUUGGGUUGGGUUCAGUUAAAAGAAUGACUGGGGAUGAGUUUCAUUGGGUUCAACAGAUCCCACCAAGUUCCAACAACGGGUUUCUUUAUCCGGUCGACCAUGAACUGAGAGGAAUAAAACUCGAGAUGAUCGAAAUUCCUCGCCGUGUACAGAUCUGUAAAGCGGCCGCGAGAUCUCUUUCUAGUCGUCGAACAUGUUAAAGCACGAAUGAGAGGAGAGGCUCCGUCUGGUCCCCAACCCCUAAGCUGGGGGCUUCCCCGGAAAACCUUGGAGGACAGGAGGGAUCGUCUUGGCAGGAAAGAAGCAGGAAGACGCAAGGAAUGGCACAAUGAAUCUGCAGAUGUUAUCAAAAGAGGAAGUUUGGGGUUGGAUACGCGCUGUUGGUCAACUUCAAAUGCAUUUGUUGAAGCCAUCCGUUGUAGAUAUGGUUUCGUCCGUAUGUCAAGUGCUCAUAGAUUCGGUGGAGAUAUGUCUUCAGACGGUCAGGUGAAGGGUUCAUCUUAUCUCGCGGGGCCCUUCUUAAGUGUUAAAUUUUUUUCCCUAAUCGUUUCUCUGGGGUGUUGCACAUAUAUGCGGUUAUUUCAUGUAGUUCCCAUGGGCAAGGAAAGCAUCCCCAACGUCAUCUUCACUGGAUGAUAGCUGGGUGUCGGGAGACAGUGAAGUUGUGCAGAACGGCUGGAGACUACUUUUUAACUCAAAGGUGCGCAUUGUUCCAGGUUACUGCGAUGAUGGCCACCAUCCUUGCGCUGUUCCAUAAUCGGUAAACUCCCAGGGCAUCCGGAAGUAUUUAUUUUAAACCUUAAGCAUUUUGCACCACGCAACAAAUUUUACAAAAGUGGACUUAGUAGAGCCAUUCGGAUCCUACUCUGUAGCAGUUCUGGAGAUCUAUAGCAAUCGUUAGUUUUUCCUAUCGGGCUAUCAGGUCCUCUAUCGUUCCCCAUAACUGUCCACCCGUCACCCCUAAAAGGCGCCUAGACUCUAGGCUCCCCCGCGCCCGGAGUAAGCCUAAUGGUGUACCUAGGUAACACCCAUCGCCACUAAAGAUUCCUGCCAGCGGAGCAGAACCACCAAUUUCGCCGCAGAGCCUCUUCUUCCUCUCAUCCUCCCAUCCAUCUUCAUCCUGUGUUCAACCACAUACCAUACCUCUUCAUCUCUCCAUCUCCACAUCUCCUCGUCUCCUCAUCUCCUCAUCUCCUCAUUUCUCCAUUUCUCCAUUUCUCCAUUUCUCUCUCCCCAUCUUGCCAUCUCGCCAUCUCCAAACUCCAGCUUCAUCUCCAAGUCGCGCUUUUCUCUGCAUCGUCCUCCCUCUUCCUCCAACCCCAUACGCUCUUCCCACCAAUCCGUCCCAAUUUCCGUACCCUCCCUCACGUAACCCCCUUGGAUCGGCCACCUGCCAUCGCGCCAGCCAAUCACAUUCGCUGUGCUGCCAACCCUGCACUCUAGCGGGCGCAGGAGACUGGUAACUGCACCCAGACACACACUUCCAAUCACACUAGCAAGUCUUAGCUGAAGCAGCCAAGCAGCAGCCUGUCCUGCCGUCUCUGCUCCCAGCGCACUUGUCGUACCUUUCUCCGACCUUUUCGAUCUCGGCUCUCGCUCGUCUGGGCUCGAAGCUUGCGCGAUUCCAACAGUGACUGUCACCUCUCCGAAUAAGAGACAAGCCCAUCGAAAAAAUCUUCCGGCGCACCUUAACACUAUUCCGCCAUUAUUAUUCUACCAAUAACAUCGGCACCGUGUCGCCCAUCUUCAAUCACCACCCUCGCGCAUAUUUAUUCGACUUGCUAUUGGAGAUCCAUCUCUCAGAAACCAGUUGUUUUUCUGGCCCUGGGUCAAUCUGGAACCCUUCUACCUUUCUCAGCUCGACGUCCUCUAGCGAUGCGCAGAAGUUCUUAACCUGUUCGUCACACCAAUCCUACGCCGACCAGCCUCCUAUCUCCUUUCUCGCGUCGAGUCUGACCUUCGAUCCUCCUCGAACUCGAUUUAAACAAAUUUCUCGAAUUAUACUACAGCUUCUUACGAUCGCUUCGUAUUGCUACUGUUUAUCAACCGUGAGACCCAUCAAUUUACGCGACCCGCGACACCUUCGCGAGGAUCGUCCUAAAGGAGAAAAGGGGACUUUCGACUUCCUCUCUACGCCAGCACGUUCCUUGCCUUAAGCGUCUUUAUAUCGACCAUGAGCAACGGUCAGUCGAACCAGUCGGACGCAAUGUACAAUAGGCCAACGCUGAAGCGCAACGGCUCCAGUUCUGCCGCAAUUUCCCAUCUCCCAGUCUCCACACCCAACGGCACAUCCAACAUACACAACGCGAGUAUACCCGAACCAUUCUCUCCUGUAUCAUCUCAACCAUCAUCGACCGCUUCCGCAGCUUUUAAUACCAUGCUUCCGCCGAUAGGCCAGCCGUCAUUGCAUCUUGCAGAAAUGGAUGCUGGUGGAAAUGGCAUGCCGAAUAUGAACGGCAUGAGUGGAGCAUAUCCUACUAAAAAUGUUAAUGGCGGCACUGUUGCUGUUCUUUUGCGACGUUUAGCACCAACAUACAGCAACGAGUUGCUGCACGGGCUACUUACAUUUUCCCAACACUUGGUCGAUUACGCUUUCGUUCCGAACGAACAUCCUGAAGACGGCCAGUGUCGCUCUGCGAUCGCACGUUUCGAAACGAGAGCCGCAGCAGAGGAAGUUCGGAACGCUCUCCAUGGCAAACUGAACAGCACGGGUGAAGCUAAUAUGAUCGUUGAAAUUCUUAAUGCUCCAUCUGCCUCCCUUGUGCGCCGCAAUACAAUCGACCAUGCGUCAAGCCGCGCCCUGUCGAACUCCGCGUCUCAAGUUAGCGCUCCGCCGUCCCUAACGCGCCAGACGUCGCUUUUCAAUGGCGCCUUCCAGGCUUUCGAAAGAGCAGGGAAUAAUGAGCUUCCAGCGCCAGACGGAAAUUCUCAACUCACAUCCAUAUUCUCCCCUCAGUCGCCGAUCGAAAAUUCAAUCAGUGAUCGCUCGUACGGCUCCGGCAAAAUGAUGAUCAAACAAGAUCCUGACGAAGAUACCGGCGACUUGUUGAGUGACCCUGUUGGGUAUGCCCGGAACGGACCUUCUAAUCCGGUAGCUUUGCAGCGGCGGUUGACCAACCCACCAGUCCCUCUAUCUCACUUCGCCAGCCUCUCGUUGUCGACAAAUGUUGGUACUCCCAUGCAGCAAUUGGGUGGCACUCGAUCGAAUACGAGUAUUGGGACUCCCACCAGUACAAUGCCACCCGGCCUUUCAUCUACAAUAGUACCAAAUUCUGGAUACAUGCAUGCUUCUCAAUAUCAUCGGGUAAAUUAUCCACCCGUCAACCCAGCCGAUCAGAACCCUCCUUGCAACACCUUGUACGUGGGAAACCUCCCACAUGAUACCUCAGAAGACGAGCUGAAGGCUUUGUUUACCAAACAACGCGGAUACAAGCGACUCUGCUUCCGGAAUAAGCAGAACGGACCCAUGUGCUUCGUCGAAUUUGAAGACAUCUCUUUUGCGACCAAGGCUCUCCAUGAGUUGUACGGAUACCAAUUGUCUAACAGCGUUAAAGGCGGUAUUCGCCUUAGCUUCUCCAAAAACCCUCUCGGGGUCCGCCCAGGCCCACCUCCUGGAAUGAAUGCAGUGCCCAAUGCUAAUGCUGGGAAAUCGACAAAUGGCAACGGAAUGCCACUCUUCGCAACAGCAAACACUUUCCCACCUGGAUUGGGCAUCCCUCCUGGCUUAUUCUCGGGGCUAUUGACCACUGCAUGGAAUCUUGAAGGAAGGAGCGGCUAUUUUAUUGUUCGGGAUUAG